Daucus carota subsp. sativus is the source of this 3878-nucleotide messenger RNA. Its product is annotated as PH, RCC1 and FYVE domains-containing protein 1. The coding region runs from base 508 to 3717 and encodes 1069 amino acids. Lineage: Eukaryota; Viridiplantae; Streptophyta; Magnoliopsida; Apiales; Apiaceae. The transcript is spliced from 10 exons. The record is from RefSeq and is a predicted model, not a curated record. Gene Ontology annotation, molecular function: metal ion binding.
ACUAAAUUGUGAACCCUAAUUUCAAGCAGCUCCUUUCCCUUUCCUUAUUUGAUGGCCAUGGCUUUACAACCAUUCUCUCAUAGAUUUUCAUCUCUCUCUGCAUAAUUACACUCAUCUCUCUGUCUCUGUAUCUGUAUCAUAUAUAUCUCUUUAUUAUCAGUGAUUUCCAGGACAUGCAAGAAGACUGGAUUUCCUUUGUUUCGAAUGUGUGAAAAUCUUGUUUAAGAGUGUGGGAUUGGAUCAAGAAUCAGCGCAAAUCAUCAGAGAUUAAUCUUGGAAACUAAUUAUUGAAAUUACCUGGUGUUGAGAUCAUCAUCUUAGUUAGAGGAACAAAUACAUAUAAAUUAAAGAGUAGAUUCACAAGUUAAAAUUUAUAGUUGAUGCAUGGUAGGCCAUAUCAAAUUCCAAAAUUGGCAUCUAUUAUGAUGACUAUGCGGAUGAUAUUGAAGAAGAAAUCCCUUCUUCUUCUCCAGUUAAUAGUUCCCAAGAGGAGUUGUUUCAGAUGGAAUGGCAGAUCUAGCUAGUUAUGGCAAUCCUGACCGUGACGUCGAGCAGGCACUUAUUGCAUUGAAAAAGGGCACUCAGUUAAUUAAGUAUGGUCGGAAGGGGAAGCCUAAGUUUUGUCCAUUCAGAGUAUCUGCUGACGAAACCACUCUCAUUUGGUACUCUCAUGGAGAAGAAAGACAGCUGAAGUUAUCUAAAGUUACACGGAUUUUACCUGGGCAGAGAACCCCUGUUUUUAGAAGAUACCAUCGCCCCGAGAAGGAGUACUUAUCUUUCUCACUAAUAUUUAAUAACGGCGACAGAUCUUUAGACCUGAUUUGCAAGGACAAAGUAGAGGUAGACGUGUGGCUUGCUGGCCUGAAAGCUUUGAUAUCUACUGGUCAAACAACUCGUAGUAGGCGCAGCAGGAGUGAUAUUUCAGAUAUAAAUGAUGCUUUUAGUGAUAAGAGUCCUUUUGCUUCAACAUUAGAUUAUACUCCUAGUAUUAGUAGCAGAAGUUCUAUUGAUUACGGUUCAGAUGCUGGGUAUGAACGUCCAAGUAUGCAAGGAAGAACGAGUGGUGCAGAUGGUUUCCGAAUUAGUGUCUCAAGCACUCCGAGUUGUUCAAGUCAAGGUUCUGGACCAGAUGAUAUAGAAUCACUAGGUGAUGUUUAUGUGUGGGGGGAAAUCUGGUCUGACGGGGCUGUAUCUGAUGGAUCUGAUAGAACGGUAUCUACAAAAAGUGAUGUGCUAAUUCCUAAGACUUUAGAGUCGAAUGUAGUACUUGACGUUCUCCAAAUAGCAUGUGGUGUACGUCAUGUUGCCCUUGUGACAAGGCAAGGUGAGGUUUUCACUUGGGGUGAAGAAUCUGGAGGUAGACUUGGUCAUGGAAUUGAAAAGAAUUUUGGUCGUCCUAAACUUGUAGAAUUUCUUGCAGUUAUUAACGUAGAUUUUGUUGCAUGUGGUGAGUAUCACACAUGUGCUGUAUCUACUUCUGGUGACUUGUAUUCCUGGGGUGAUGGUGUUCACAAUGCUGGACUUCUUGGUCAUGGUAGUGAUGUAAGCCACUGGAUACCUAAAAGAGUUUCUGGUCCUUUGGAAGGACUUCAGGUUGUGUCUAUUUCAUGUGGCACAUGGCAUUCAGCAGUAUCUACUUCUAACGGAAAGUUGUUUACAUUUGGUGAUGGAACAUUCGGUGCACUUGGUCAUGGUGAUCGAGAGAGUGUUCCAUAUCCGAAAGAAGUUCAGUCACUAGGUACACAUAAGACUAUUAAAGUUUCUUGUGGAGUGUGGCAUACUGCAGCCAUUGUAGAGGUGAAUAGCCCGUCCGCUUCAAAUGUUUCAUCUCGAAAAUUGUUUACGUGGGGUGAUGGUGAUAAAUACCGACUAGGCCAUGGAAACAAGGAAGCUUGUCUACAACCAACAUGUGUAUCUUCGUUGGUAGACUACAAUUUUUUCCAGCUAGCAUGUGGACAUAAUUUGACUGUGGGCUUAACUACAUCUGGUCAUGUCUUCACUAUGGGUAGUCCUUCAUAUGGCCAACUAGGGAAUCCUCAGUCUGAUGGCAAGUCACCUUGCUUGGUACAAGAGAGAUUGGUAGGUGAAUUUGUUGAAGAUAUAGCUUGCGGUGAUUCUCAUAUUUGUGUACUAACAUCAAGAAGUGAAGUAUUUACAUGGGGAAGAGGUGCAAAUGGGAGAUUAGGACAUGGGGAUUUAGAAGAUCGGAAUACUCCUAUAUUGGUUGAAGCACUAAAGGACAGACACGUUAGAAGUAUCUCAUGUGGAUCAAAUUAUACAGCAACAAUAUGCGUUCAUAAGUGGAUAUCUGGAACAGAUCAAUCAGUUUGCUCUGGUUGUCGUCAAGCGUUUGGUUUUACUAGAAAGAGGCACAAUUGUUAUAAUUGUGGACUAGUACAUUGUCAUGCUUGUAGCUCAAAAAAAGCUUUAAAAGCAGCAUUAGCUCCAACACCUGGAAAACCUCAUCGUGUCUGUGACUCCUGCUAUAACAAGCUGAAAAAGGCCGAAGAGACUGGUAGUGGUCCUAAUUUCACUAGGAAAUCAACUGGUUCCCAUCGAAUAACAGACAGUGUUAGGCCAUCUAGAAUGUCAAGGAUUCUUCUCUCCCCUACCACAGAACCAGUGAAGUACCAUGAGGUUAAGUCAGGCAGAACGGGAACUGCAGCUGAUUCUUUUUCCAUAGUCCGAACUUCGCAAGUUCCAGGAAUUCAGCAGCUAAAAGAUGUAGCAUUUCCAAGUUCACUUAGUGCACUUCACUCUACAUGGAAGCCUUCUAUGUCAACAACACCUCCAGCUCCAGCUCCUCCAUUUCGCCUGCCUCCAUCUGUGCCUUCAUCAGCUGCUUCUAACUCGAGACCUAGUUCACCAUAUAGAAGACCAAGUCCUCCACGCACUGCUACUCCGGUAUUUUCAAGGGGUGUCAUCGAUAGUUUGAAGAAGUCAAAUGAGCUUCUGACCCAAGAAGUUAGCAAAUUGCAAAACCAACUUAAAAAUUUGAAGCAAAAGAGUGAGAAGCAAGACGCAGAGGUUAGAAAACUACAAAAGACUGUUCAAGAGGCUACCAAGUUAGCUUCAGAGAAAUCCUCCAAAUGCAAUAUUGCUAUAGAAAUUGUGGAGAGCAUCACGGACGAGCUGAAAGCGAUCUCUGAGAAUUCACCACCGGAAAUUUCUGAAAGUGAAAACUUCAAAUCAAUACAAGCUAAAGCAGAAUCAUUUUUGAGUACCGCUGCCACUGAAGCGUCUGAAUCUAUUUUUACUUCACUACAAAACAAUGUGUCUAGCCAACAAAGUCGACAUUCCAAAUCUGCUUCUGUUAGUGAAUUUAAUGUAGAAAAAUUGGAUGAAACAGAAGGUGCUGCACAUGAAAGUAAUGGAUCAUCUGUUUCUAAUAAAGACGGCGGAGUUCAGUCAAGCACAGGGAGUGGAUCAAAAUCUAAACCUGCUCCAGCUGAUGGACGAAAGGAAGUCAUAGAGCAGUUUGAACCUGGUGUAUAUGUUACUCUUAUUCAACUGGGAAACGGUACUAAGAUUUUCAAGAGAGUCAAAUUCAGCAAACGGAAGUUUGCAGAGCAACAAGCAGAGGAAUGGUGGAAGGCAAACAAAGACAGGCUACUGAAGAAGUAUAGCGCUUCAAAGAAUAUUACCACGACAAGUGAGUCAUCCACAGCUCCUUCGCAACCUUCUGGGGAAAACGGUGACACUGCUGCAUCUUCUUGAUAUUGUUCCAUUAGCUUUGAUUCCAGCAAUCAAAAUGCUGGAUGCAAACCUUUAGAAAAAUUUAGAAUAGUGAGAAACGUAGGUACUAAAGAUUAAUUGACAAUAAAAACAGAAAGCCUUGUUCUAUAUCUUUGUAUAUGAAAUAUAUUUUCACCUUCAAA